GGAUUUUGUCCUUGAGAGCUGGAAGGCAUACAGUGAGGAGUGCCACCGCAACAUGAGCCACCUGCCCACGCCCACAGAGCUGGUCUGUAACCGCACCUUCGACAAGUUCUCCUGCUGGCCUGACACACUGCCCAACAGCACUGCCAGUGUCCCCUGCCCCUGGUUCCUGCCCUGGUACCAGAAAGUGAAGCACAGAUUUGUCUUCAAAACCUGUGGGCCAGAUGGGCAAUGGGUGACAGGCCCCCAGGGGCAGUCCCUGCGUGAUGCCACACAGUGCAAGCUGGACGCCGAGGACUUGGAGGCACAGGAAAAAUUUGCCACAACCUAUGGCAGCUUCAAGGUGAUGUACACUGUGGGCUACUCCGUGUCACUCUGUGCGCUGCUUCUCGCCCUGGCCUUGCUGCUGGGCUUCAGCAAGCUGCACUGCAUGAGGAACUACAUCCACAUGAACCUCUUCGCCUCCUUCAUCCUGAAGGGUGUCUCUGUGCUGGUCAUCGAUGCCCUGCUCAAGACCCACUACAGUGACAAGAUUGAUGACUACAAUGUGCACAUGUGGCUGAGCGAUGAGGCAGCCGCAGGCUGCCGGGCGGCCACGGUCUUCAUGCAGUACGGCAUCGUGGCUAACUACUGCUGGCUGCUGGUGGAAGGCAUCUACCUGCACAACCUCCUGGUGGUGGCUGUCUUCUCUGAGAGGAGCUACUUCACCCUGUACCUCUGCAUUGGCUGGGGAGCUCCUGUGCUGUUCCUCAUCCCCUGGGUCGUCGUAAAGUUCCUCUAUGAAAACAUCCAGUGCUGGACCACUAACAACAACAUGGGCUUCUGGUGGAUCCUUCGCUUCCCCGUGUUCCUGGCCAUCUUGAUCAACUUCUUCAUCUUCAUCCGCAUCAUCCAGAUCCUCGUCUCCAAGCUCCGUGCUCACCAGAUGCGCUACACUGACUACAAGUUCAGGCUGGCCAAGUCCACGCUGACGCUGAUCCCACUGCUGGGCAUCCACGAGGUGGUCUUUGCCUUCAUCACAGAUGAGCAUGCCCAGGGCACCCUGCGCUACGUCAAGCUCUUCUUUGACCUUUUCCUGAGCUCCUUUCAGGGGAUGCUGGUGGCCAUUCUCUACUGCUUUGUCAACAAGGAGGUGCAGGCAGAGCUGCUGAAGAGGUGGCAGCGCUGGAAGCUAGGGAAGGACCUGGCAGAAGAGUACAAGCACACCUACAGCCAUGCACCCAGUGCCCGCAACGGUGCUGGCAGCACCUGUGAGAAGCACCAGCUAGUGAGUGGCUGUGCCAAUGGGCUGGGGCGCAGCCCAGCCACUGCACGCCCUGGCACCCACUACCUCGAGAGGACCAGCCACAGCACUGCUGAGCACCUCACCCUGGGAGACCGGCACCACUGCUAUGAGUUCCCUGAGACCACAGCCGAGAGCCACUUCUGAGUUUGUGAUCAGAACAGGAGGCCUGUGCUGGCCACACUGCUGCAGGCCAAGCUGGCUAGGGCAGCUGCUGCCUCCGUCCUGAGAUUCAUCCCACUCUGGACACUGUGCAGGACCAUGCCCACUCUGGUGAAGAUGCCAUGUUGUGCCGGACAUGUACAUCACAGUGCCCACAGCUGGGCCAGCUGUGCGUGAGGCAUGGCGAGUGGGGCUUGGACCUCUGU
Messenger RNA from Pogoniulus pusillus (Red-fronted tinkerbird), 1647 nucleotides. RefSeq names its product glucagon receptor (gene GCGR). Gene Ontology annotation, biological process: cell surface receptor signaling pathway; adenylate cyclase-activating G protein-coupled receptor signaling pathway. The transcript has 12 exons. Bases 53 to 1426 code for a protein of 457 amino acids. Lineage: Eukaryota; Metazoa; Chordata; Aves; Piciformes; Lybiidae. Gene Ontology annotation, molecular function: peptide hormone binding; glucagon receptor activity. Gene Ontology annotation, cellular component: plasma membrane. The record is from RefSeq and is a predicted model, not a curated record.